Molecule: messenger RNA, 1205 nt
Organism: Lepisosteus oculatus (spotted gar)
Lineage: Eukaryota; Metazoa; Chordata; Actinopteri; Semionotiformes; Lepisosteidae
Gene: tcea2
Product: transcription elongation factor A (SII), 2
Biological process (GO): DNA-templated transcription; transcription elongation by RNA polymerase II
Cellular component (GO): nucleus
Molecular function (GO): zinc ion binding; nucleic acid binding
Source: RefSeq, a predicted model, not a curated record
UCGCUAAACAAAUUCACGGUCGUUGUACUGCGGCAGCCUAGCUCGUCUGAAUGCUGCGGGAGUAGGGAGAAAGCAGUGCGAUCAGCGUUUGGGAGAUAAAUGGAGGUUUAUUUCGCGACAUUUGCAGUACUCUUAUAAAAAUCAUGCAGAUGGCGAAGGAUCAAGAAGUUGAGCGUAUUGCCAAAAAGCUAGACAAGAUGGUCAAUAAAAAAAACACGGAUGGAGCUGUGGACCUGCUGAAAGAACUAAAAAAUAUAAAAAUGUCAUUAGAGACGUUGCAGUCUACAAGGAUUGGGAUGUCUGUUAAUGCGGUGAGAAAGCAGAGCAAUGAUGAAGAAGUCCAGACUUUAGCCAAAUCUCUCAUUAAAUCGUGGAAAAAGCUGCUCGAUGGUUCUGAAAACAAAUCGGAUGACAAGAAAAAAGAGUGUUCUUCAUCUUCGUCCUCUUCAAGGAACAUUGUGGAAUCCAGUGACCAGAGCAAAAAUCAAGAAACGCCAAAGACCCCAACUACUCCAACCACUCCAAAAAUCACCACUUUCCCCCCGGCACCAGUGACCACAGACAGUGUGCGCAACAAAUGCAGGGAACUACUGGUAGCAGCUUUGCAGACAGAUGAUGAUUAUAAAGCAAUUGGAACUGACUGUGAGCACUUGGCGGCACAAAUUGAAGAUUGUAUCUACAGAGAGUUCAAAUCCACAGACAUGAAAUACAAAAGCAGGCUGAGGAGCAGGAUUUCCAACCUGAAGGACCAGAAGAACCCGGAUCUGAGGAGAAGUGUCCUGUGUGGGAGCAUCUCUGCAGAGCGCAUCGCUACCAUGACCGCUGAGGAGAUGGCCAGCGCGGAGCUGAAGGAGAUGAGGAAGGCCCUCACCAAGGAGUCGAUCAGGGAGCACCAGCUCUCCAAGGUCGGAGGCACGGAGACGGACAUGUUUGUGUGUGGGAAGUGUAAGAAGAAGAACUGCACCUACACCCAGGUGCAAACCCGCAGUGCAGAUGAACCUAUGACCACAUUUGUUGUGUGUAACGAGUGUGGAAACCGAUGGAAGUUCUGUUAAAGCUCAGAAGAUUUUGUGAAUUCCAUGCAAGAUGUUGGGAUUUGGAAACUUCAAUACGAUAUAUUGUUUUGCUACAAAUACAGAAAUGAUUUUUGAAAAGUCACUAUGAAGAGCAUUAUAUUGUUUUUUUUACAAAAUAGGAUCUAAAGU